AUGAGGCAUCAAAUCAAUGUCUUUUUUUUUCUCAUCGGACUUUUCCACAGUGGCAUUUCCUGUAAAUAUCUAGAACAACAGUCCGAAAUUCACGGGGUUAGAAUAAAAAUAAGGCAAAAAAUGCCAGCACCAUAACCGUACACCUUCAUGACCGGUGGCCCAAAGAAACACCACAUCCACGUCAAUCGGCAUUAUCCUUUGCCUUUCUCUUUUAUUGUCCGAGUUCCACCCGCAAAGUUUUAACCUUUAAGGAAAGACCUGUUUUUGUUAAAAAUCCAUAUUUUACAGUUUGGAUUGAAGAACAGAAGCCAAAAGUUCACAAUCAAGAACACUUUCUUCUUUUUAUUGGCCGGUUUUUGGAGAAUCGCAUAAUGGGAAGAUUGAAAGAAAGGUUUCAGGCUUUUGUGAAUAAUAGAUGGCUGGUUUUUGUGGCUGCAAUGUGGAUACAAUCUUGUGCUGGGGUUGGGUAUAUAUUUGGUAGCAUAUCGCCUGUGAUAAAGAGUUCUUUGAAUUAUAAUCAAAGGCAGCUUUCAAAGUUAGGUGUGGCUAAAGAUCUUGGAGAUAGUGUUGGGUUCUUAGCAGGGAGCUUGUCUGAGAUUUUGCCUCUAUGGGGUGCUUUGCUCGUUGGUGCUCUGCAGAAUCUUGUUGGUUAUGGUUGGGUUUGGUUGAUUGUUACCGGGAGAGUUCCAGUUUUGCCUUUGUGGGCUAUGUGCAUCUUAAUAGUUGUGGGAACCAACGGUGAAACCUACUUCAAUACUGCUGCUUUGGUUUCUUGUGUGCAAAACUUUCCCAAAAGCAGGGGUCCAGUGGUAGGAAUACUCAAGGGCUUUGCUGGUUUGAGCGGUGCAAUUUUGACUCAGAUAUACACAAUGAUUAAUUUCCCAGAUCAAGCAUCUUUAAUAUUCAUGGUUGCAGUUGGGCCGGCAAUGGUAGUUAUCGCUCUAAUGUUCAUUAUCAGACCUGUUGGAGGUCACAGACAAGUGCGGCCAUCUGAUGGUUUAAGUUUUACAUUUAUUUAUAGUGUGUGCCUCCUGUUGGCUGCUUACUUGAUGGGAGUCAUGCUUCUGGAAGAUCUUGUUCGCGUGAGCCACAUUUUAGUCACAUUUUUUACAGUGAUUCUGUUCUUUCUUAUUUUCAUUCCCAUGGUUAUUCCCAUUGCAUUGAGUUUCUGCGAAGAGCCUAGAGAUCCAGCAGAAGAGGUUCUUCUACCAAAGCCAGAGCAACAAGAGGCAGGAAAGUCGGAACAGGAUGUGCGGGAACACGAAGUAAUAUUCAGUGAGGUUGAAGAUGAGAAACCUAAGGAAGUAGACUUACUUCCAGCAUCAGAAAGGCAUAAAAGAAUUGCUCAGUUGCAAACAAAACUGUUCCAGGCAGCUGCUGAAGGAGCAGUAAGGGUGAAGAGAAGGAAAGGUCCUCGUAGAGGGGAGGACUUUACCUUGAUGCAGGCUUUAAUUAAAGCAGACUUUUGGCUUAUCUUUUUCUCUCUUCUAUUAGGUUCAGGAUCAGGAUUGACAGUGAUAGAUAAUCUUGGUCAGAUGAGCCAGUCUCUAGGGUAUGAUAAUACUCAUAUAUUUGUAUCCAUGAUUAGCAUUUGGAACUUUCUUGGUCGUGUUGGUGGGGGUUACUUCUCAGAGAUUAUUGUGAGGGAUUAUGCUUAUCCAAGGCCAGCAGCCAUGGCUGUGGCCCAGCUUGUUAUGGCUAUCGGCCAUGUCUUCUUUGCUAAGGGAUGGCCUGGAGCAAUGUACAUUGGUACUCUGUUGAUUGGGCUUGGCUAUGGUGCCCACUGGGCAAUUGUGCCCGCAGCUGCCUCCGAGUUGUUUGGCUUGAAAAAGUUCGGGGCUCUGUACAAUUUUCUCACGCUGGCAAAUCCUGCUGGUUCACUUGUCUUCUCAGGUCUGAUUGCUAGCAGUAUUUAUGACCGUGAAGCAGAGAAGCAAGCUCAUCAACAUCAUAUCCAGCUGCAGAUUUCAAGGAUUUUGCAUCAUUGCAGCUGUUUUAAGCAUGAUACUUGUGUACCGCACUCAGAUUGUUUAUGCCAACCUCUAUGGAAAGUCUCGCACUUGACUCCAAGGAUGAUAUCUAGCAGGGUCUCUUAUGAAUAUUCCACCCAUUUUCCAUGGUGUUUUUUGCGGGGAAACUGAGAUUGUAUGAGUUUUCCUUAAAGUUGUGAUAGUAUUGCCAUAAAGAUUGUAGCGUGGAGCAUGUUCCAAAACCAAAACACAAUUAGAUUUUAAUUUUACUCUUUGCUCUGUAACGUAGUUAAGUAAUACCAUUUAAUUGUGAAAGAUUCUGCUUUGAGUGUCCAAAUAUUG
This is a messenger RNA of Durio zibethinus, 2312 nucleotides long. The record is from RefSeq and is a predicted model, not a curated record. NCBI's taxonomy places the organism in Eukaryota, Viridiplantae, Streptophyta, Magnoliopsida, Malvales, Malvaceae.